GUGGUGUUGUGGUUUCUGGCUUCCUUUCCUUCGUCCUUAACUUGAUGUUCUUGGCUGGUGUUUGUGUACUUUGUGAUAGGUUAAGGACAACUUCUUGGUUUUUACAUAACAAUGGCGGAUCCAAGUAGAGGAAGAGGUAGGGGCUUAGCACUCCUCCAGGCUUUAAAAAAGUCUCAAAUGAUGGACUCUCCUCCUUCUUCGGAAGACCCCUCUCCAGAGGCCACACCUGGUCCUAGUGUAGCACCAAGUGUGGUAUCUACAGAUGUGGUUCCUCCCUCUACUGCUAGUAUUGGGGGCAGGGGCAGGGUUGCAGCGAUGAUGCUUUCAAAAAUGCAUCAAAAACCUGGACAACCUUCAUUUACUCCUGCUGCCGAUGUCAACCCUAGUGUGCCGCCCCCCAGAGGUGCGGGCCGAGGGCUCAAACUGUUGCAGAAUCUUAAAGCAGUGAAAACAGCUGAGGCUGGCGCCCAAGGGGACAUGAGGCGAUUAACGCAGAAAAUGGCGGAGAGCACUGUGUCAUCCUCUGUACCAGCGUCCACGGUCCAGUCCACUGCUGUUACUGCUAAAAACAAAUAUUUUAGAGAAGUGAAGGACACCCCCCCAGUGGUGAUGAAAGGAGAAACCGGAAGGCCUCUAGAGUGCACUGCCAAUUUCAUCUACCUCAAAUUUGAGGAGAACAACGUGUUUGAGUAUGAAGUGAAAUUUGAACCCGACCAGGACUACAAACAUCUCCGCUUUAAACUGCUGAAUGAGCAUAACCAUUACUUCAAAGAAAAAACUUUUGAUGGGACUACUCUGUAUGUUCCGCACAUGCUGCCUGAAGAAGCUACGAAUUUAGUGUCUGUGAAUCCAUAUGAUAAUAGCAAAGUGCAAAUAUCGAUAAUAUUCCGGCGCACGCGUCGCCUCAGCGAGAUGAUCCACAUAUACAACGUGUUGUUCAAGCACAUUAUGAAAGACCUCCAGUUGGUCAGGUUUGGUCGGCAGCACUUCAACGAGCACGCCGCUGUUCAAAUCCCGCAGUAUAAGCUGGAAGUUUGGCCUGGUUACGUAACAGCUGUAGACGAAUAUGAAGGUGGAUUGAUGUUAACUCUAGACUCCACAUCAAGGGUCCUCCGUACACAGUCCGUACUGUCUUUCAUCAAGGAGACGGUGCAGAGUGACGGAGCCAACUGGAAGAAAGCUAUGGCAGAGAAGCUGAUCGGAUGUUCUGUCAUGACUACGUACAAUAAAAAAUUGUUCCGUGUUGAUAGUAUCGAUGACACGAUGAACCCGAGGUCGACAUUCGAGAAGACUGACAAUGGUGCCACGGUUCAGAUUUCGUAUAUCGAAUACUAUAAGAAGAAUUACGGAAUAGAAAUCAAGGAUUGGGAUCAACCUAUGCUUAUUUCAAGACAAACAAAGCGAAUGCCCGGCUCCGAAGUCCCUACAGACUUUAUGAUCUGCCUGGUGCCCGAGCUGUGUCAGCUGACUGGCUUGACGGACGAGCAGAGGAACAACUUCAGGCUGAUGAAGGACGUCGCCACGUACACCAGGAUAACGCCCAACCAACGACAUGCUGCCUUCAAACAGUACAUUCAAAACGUAUUAGCCAACGAGACGGCCAAAAAUCGCUUGGCAGGCUGGGGUCUCAGUAUAGCACCCGAGACCAUCAACAUUAUAGCGCGCACUCUACCGCCAGAGGAUCUGUACUUCGGCAAUAAUGUCAAGGUGCCGGGCAAACCAGACGCGAAUUGGAAUGCGGAUGUGACCAGGAACUCGGUGAUGCAAGCGGUCGAUGUGCUCAGGUGGGCUCUCUUGUUCACGGAUCGCGACAAACAGGUCACUAAUGAAUUUGUCGACAUACUGAAGCGUUCCUGUCGGCCAAUGGGGAUCAAUGUUUCCGAUCCCGUUUUCGUGCGGCUCCCUAACGACCGCACAGACUCUUACGUCACUGCCUUGAAGAAAUGCUUCAAUCCUUCUCUGCAAUUGAUCGUGUGCAUUUGCCCAACGUCAAGAGAUGAUAGGUACUCGGCUAUAAAGAAGAUAUGUUGCGCUGAUAACCCUAUACCGUCUCAGGUAGUCAACGCCCGUACACUCAUGAACCAGAAGAAAGUGCGCGGCAUCACUCAAAAGAUUCUUUUACAAAUAAAUUGCAAGCUAGGCGGUACAUUAUGGAAUAUCAAUAUACCCAUGAAGUCUGCCAUGAUCAUUGGAAUCGACUCCUAUCACGACGUUAGCCGGAAAAAGCAAAGUGUUUGCGCUUUCGUUGCGUCAUACAACCAAUCGAUGACGCACUGGUAUUCCAAAGCGGUGUUUCAAGAGCGCGGUCAGGAGAUCGUUGACAGCUUGAAGUCAUGUUUGGUGGACGCGCUCAAGCAUUUCUUGAAGACUAACGGAAAAUUCCCGGAGAGGAUUAUUAUAUACAGGGAUGGGGUAGGCGACGGUCAGUUGAAAUUGCUCCAGCAGUAUGAAAUCCCGCAAAUGAAGAUAUGUUUCUCAGUGGUUGGGGAAAUGUACUCUCCUUCGCUCACUUACGUGGUUGUUCAGAAGAGAAUUAACACGAGAAUCUUCAUGAAAGCUGGAAGAAACUAUGAGAACCCACCCCCGGGGACUGUGGUAGACCAUGCUAUUACCAGGCGAGAUUGGUACGAUUUCUUAAUAGCGUCCCAAAAAGUCGACCAAGGUACCGUAACGCCGACUCAUUAUGUUGUCGUCCACGACGAUAGCGGCAUGACUCCAGACCAAUGCCAAAGAUUGACAUACAAAAUGUGCCAUUUAUACUACAAUUGGCCCGGUACAGUAAGAGUACCCGCUCCCUGCCAAUAUGCACAUAGGUUGGCCCAACUUGUUGGCCAAAGUAUACACCAACAGCCGUCUGAGGCAUUAGCAGAUAAGCUAUUUUUCUUAUAAAGUUAUUAUGUUAUUCUUUAUUGGAUUCAGUAAUGGUGGUUUGAUAUGUUGUUAUUAUUGAUUUUUACAUUACACUGAUUGUAUAGCAUAGGAUUUUAAGAGCUCCUUAUUUCAUCUCACGAGAAUUUUCACGAAAUAUAAAAUUCUCGUGUCACAAUGUUCGUUCCCGUACUCCUCCGAAACGGCUUGACCGAUUCUCAUGAAAUUUUGUGAGCAUAUUGAGUAGGUCUGAGAAUGAGUGAUAAGGGUUGUCCAUCAUUAACAUUUUUUUUAACUAGAAAUUACUUUUUAUAUACAAUUUUUUAUAUGGCAAAACGUUUUCCGGGACAGCUAGUUUGAUAUAUAAUUGCAAUACGGCCUGAAACAAAAGUAUCAAAAAUACUUUUCUUUUUAUCUGUAUUGCUACUUAUAAAUAAAAUAACCACCCAUUGAAAAACAAGUCCAAAUUUUUAUUAUUAUAUACAUAACUAAAUACAGGUAUAUUCAUUUUUCGCUUAUUCUUUUAAUUUUAAUGAUUAAAUUAAAGAAAAUAUUAAAAAACAAAAUUACUAAUUCUCCUAUUACAUAAUAACUUAAGUGCCAUUAGAUUCUCGUAGAUACAUGUUAUGAUAGCAUUCAAGCCACUUUACUGAAUUUAAUAAGUCAAUUAAAAAGUUAUUAUUACAUAAUAGAUUUACGUUAUUUUUGUACGUUGACAUUUAAAUGUUCGAAUCAAAUAGUUUUAAGUCUACCUCAUGAUUUGUACCUUGAUUAGUAUGAAUGAGGGAUAUUUUUUAUAGCUAUAUGGUGCUAUACGAUGUGUGUUUUAGUUAUGCUAGUUUUAAGUUGUGAUUCCAAUCUGUUACUAAAUCAUAAGUUUAUUAUAAAAUCCUCAAACUAUGCUCAAAAAAUGCUGGUAAAGAAUUGGAUGUUUCUUUAUGAAUGUAAUAAUCGGUUUUGUAUUGAUUUCAAAACAGACCUGAGUAUAUUUCAGCAUAAAAACAAAAAUUUGCUGACUAAAAGUCCAUUAGAUGUUCAGAAACACUUAUAAAUUCGGCUACAGAUACUUAAGAACUAGUUUGCUCAAUAUGAAGCAUUAUUGCUUAAGAUAUCCCUAAAUAUAUUUGUGUUUGAAGGUCUGUCCCCACAAAUCAGAGAUUUGUUUGACACUGAAGCUCUGUUCACGGCACGUCUAUGGGUAUACAUUACGUACAUGUAGCCGAUUGAGCUUCAUUUUCAAUCUUAUUUUGCAGCUACAUUUUGUGAGGCUUCGGACAGACCUCGUUUCGCCCACGUCCCUGGCAUCUGCCCUGUGUUUGGGUAUAGACUUUUAGUCGUUAAAUUUAAAGACUUUGUAUCGGUGUUAGGACCUAAAUACCAUAAUCAGCGUGUGUAUGACCAGUACUUUAGAAUAAGAGCUCUACAUCUCUUUCCCUUGGAUGACGUUAAAGAUUACUAAGGCAAUAGACACAUUCGUCCAGUGCAGCUUAAAAUACGAUCAUAUUUCGGUUUUGUUCCCCUGCAAAGUUCCGAUGAUUAGACGAGGAGUAGCUUCGGGUAAGAACCUGCCUUACCUGAUCCAGGAUCAUGGUUGCCAUGCGAAGGAUCGCUGGUGCGAAGAUGACCAGACAGUACUUCCACUUUUGUAAGUCGCCUCGGUAAUAUUUCACGGCGAAGAAUAGCGACCUGCCGCUGAAUCCAAUUGAAUAAAAUCUCAAUAAAAUAACAGCCUUAUUGCAUGUGAAUUAAAUUAAAUGUUACUUGCU
Molecule: messenger RNA, 4634 nt
Organism: Amyelois transitella
Lineage: Eukaryota; Metazoa; Arthropoda; Insecta; Lepidoptera; Pyralidae
Gene: Ago3
Product: piwi-like protein Ago3
Exons: 18
Coding region: 112-2889 (925 amino acids)
Biological process (GO): regulatory ncRNA-mediated gene silencing
Cellular component (GO): P granule
Molecular function (GO): piRNA binding; protein binding
Source: RefSeq, a predicted model, not a curated record